CUGAUUGUGCAGCCACCUGCUAUAUAAGGCCCCUCACACACCUUCUCCAGCCUUCUGCUGGGAUCCACCUUCUGCAGGGCAGUCUCUGGGCCAGACAGAGAAGGCUUGAGGCUCUGCAGCCACAGUUCUCGUCCUCAGGAGGCAUAUGUCCAGCACCAUGAAGGGCUUCCUCUUUGCUGGUAUCAUCGUCGUGCUCACGGUUGCAGCUGUAGAUACACUGCGCUGUGUACAGUGUAAUUCAUUGACAGACAGCUGUGAUGCAAAAAAUGCCACGGAGUGUCCCUCAAAUGUCACCAUCAGCUGUACAAGUUUCUCAACCAACUUUUAUCCUGGAGAACACUCCACAUGGUAUGAGGAUCAUGCCUGCUCUGAAGAGAAAUGCAGUAACACCACGGUUGAGUCUUUCACGGUCUAUGUAUCUUUAAAUGAAACCUUCCACUUUGAAAGCCAGUGUUGCCUAGGACAGCCAUGCAAUCAAACCAGUAAUACCACCGCUUCUUCACAGCAAGAGGGGUCCAGCAUAGAGUGCCCUGCGUGUUAUGGAAAUAAUGAAACUUCCUGUAAUGAAACCCGGAAAUGUUAUGGAGAAAGAUGUGUCAGUAUAAUUGCAGAAUUUAUAAAUGAGACGACAACGUUCGUGCUGAAAGGUUGCUCCAAUGUCAGCAUCUCCACCUGUCAGAUCCUGGGUGCUGAAAAUCAGACGUUCAGAGGAGUCACUUUCCGAAAGUUUGAGUGUGGAAACAACUCCUUCUCAACAACCAUUCCCCCUACGCAGGCCACCACUGACACUGGCUCUCAAGCCUCCUUCACACCCUUGGCCCUAGCCAGCAUCCUCCUGCUAAGGCUGCUGCUCUGAGAUCUGCACCCUCAAACACUCCCCUCCCCUGUUUAAAUGCUCAGUGAGUAGCAGUAGCAGUCACAGCCAUCCAGGCAAUGUCUUGUGAUAGCCACAUUAUUCUUUAUUAUUAAAGCAUUGGUUCACUCGCUGA
Molecule: messenger RNA, 989 nt
Organism: Bubalus bubalis (water buffalo)
Lineage: Eukaryota; Metazoa; Chordata; Mammalia; Artiodactyla; Bovidae
Gene: LYPD8
Product: LY6/PLAUR domain containing 8
Exons: 6
Coding region: 146-856 (236 amino acids)
Biological process (GO): defense response to Gram-negative bacterium
Source: RefSeq, a predicted model, not a curated record